Molecule: messenger RNA, 755 nt
Organism: Haliotis rubra (blacklip abalone)
Lineage: Eukaryota; Metazoa; Mollusca; Gastropoda; Lepetellida; Haliotidae
Exons: 4
Coding region: 269-688 (139 amino acids)
Biological process (GO): lipid transport; ganglioside catabolic process
Cellular component (GO): cytoplasmic side of plasma membrane
Molecular function (GO): enzyme activator activity; lipid carrier activity
Source: RefSeq, a predicted model, not a curated record
GACGUCACAAACAGGCGCAGGUGUUGCUAUCAACUGGCCUCAGUCGUCACAUACUGAAACACGUGCCCGGCAACAAUGAAGGCUCUCCUGUUCCUUCCAUGUCUCGUCCUGGCGGUCAGCGCCAAAAUAACGCAAUUUACAUGGAGUGAUUGUGAUGCGGGUGAUUCCAACCGGGCUGUGAAGUUCCUGGAACUCUCGGUGUCCCCCAUGCCGGUGAAGACGCCGGGGGGAUCUGGUCCUCCACGUCAAGGCUCAGGUCACCAAAAGUAUGCCUAAGUGGAGCCUCAAGUUGAGCGUUAAGCGUCAUACAUUCGUCGCAACUGUACUGGUGCCGUGUACCGAGAACAUCGGGUCUUGCACAUAUGACGGUUGUACAAUCCUGGACACAUUGACCGGCGAUGCAGCUCAGAAGUCUGUCGUAUCUCAGGUCAAGAAGAUGCUGUCGGAUAACAGUUUCAGCCCGGACUGCCCAAUAGCAGCCCAGAGCCUGAAUGUGCAGACCUUCACUCUCAAAAUCCCAGAACUUGGCAAGGCAGCGGAUAUUCUGGCUGAUGGUGACUACACAAUCGAGGGCCGCGCCCUGAAUCCCGAUACUGGGGAGUUGUAUGGGUGUUUGCACUUUGAUGCUUCCAUACAGCGAGCGUGUACCGGCUGGCUCUGCUCGGGGAGACGGAGAAGACUCGCGUAAAAUAAUCGGUUGGAAUUUGUAUUCAAUGGUAAUUUGAUUAUUUAAUAAACACUCUGAUGAAGGAAAA